This is a messenger RNA of Cucurbita pepo subsp. pepo (vegetable marrow), 646 nucleotides long. Its product is annotated as large ribosomal subunit protein eL34. Gene Ontology annotation, biological process: translation. The record is from RefSeq and is a predicted model, not a curated record. Gene Ontology annotation, cellular component: ribosome. Lineage: Eukaryota; Viridiplantae; Streptophyta; Magnoliopsida; Cucurbitales; Cucurbitaceae. Gene Ontology annotation, molecular function: structural constituent of ribosome.
AUCCUCCUAAAUUUGGAAGAAGGUCUCCGCAGCAGCCUCCUUAACCAGGACACCCAGAGAACGAGAGGAGAAUCGUCCAAGAUGGUUCAGCGUCUUACCUACCGCAAGCGCCAUAGCUAUGCUACCAAGUCUAACCAGCACCGUGUCGUCAAAACCCCUGGCGGGAAGCUUGUGUACCAGACUACCAAGAAAAGAGCCAGUGGUCCGAAAUGUCCGGUUACCGGCAAAAGGAUUCAGGGAAUUCCUCACUUGAGGCCAGCUGAAUAUAAGAGGUCUAGAUUGGCUAGAAACCGGAGGACUGUUAAUCGUGCAUACGGCGGUGUUCUAUCUGGCGGUGCCGUUAGAGAGAGAAUUAUUCGGGCCUUUUUGGUGGAAGAGCAAAAGAUUGUGAAGAAGGUAUUGAAGAUUCAGAAGGCGAAGGAGAAGCUUGCAUCAAAGAGCUAAAUUAUUAAUAGGAUGGUCCAUGUCGGUGUAGGAAGUGUAGAAGAAGAGAAGGAAACGUGGUUGAUAGGGGUUUGUAUUGUUCAUAGUGUGUAGGAGUUGACAGUUUCAAAAAGUUUAUAGAACAAAGAAUUCCACAUGAAUAUGGUGAUGGGAGUUAAAGGUGGGCAGCCAUGGAAGGUUGGUAUGCUAUAACAUUGCUUGC